This is a messenger RNA of Octopus bimaculoides (California two-spot octopus), 1281 nucleotides long. Its product is annotated as histone H3.3A. Gene Ontology annotation, molecular function: DNA binding; structural constituent of chromatin; protein heterodimerization activity. Gene Ontology annotation, cellular component: nucleosome. The record is from RefSeq and is a predicted model, not a curated record. NCBI's taxonomy places the organism in Eukaryota, Metazoa, Mollusca, Cephalopoda, Octopoda, Octopodidae.
GUAGUUCAGCUUAAGCGCCACUUAGUUCACUGUAUUUGUGUUUGAUCAUGGCGCGUACCAAGCAAACUGCUCGUAAAUCUACCGGAGGAAAAGCUCCUCGUAAACAACUUGCAACUAAAGCAGCUCGUAAGAGUGCUCCUUCCACUGGUGGUGUGAAAAAACCACAUCGUUACAGACCAGGAACAGUAGCUCUGCGUGAAAUCCGUCGUUACCAAAAAUCUACCGAACUUCUCAUCAGAAAACUACCUUUCCAGCGUCUUGUUCGUGAAAUUGCACAGGAUUUUAAAACCGAUUUGCGAUUCCAGAGUGCUGCUAUUGGAGCUUUACAGGAAGCUAGCGAAGCCUACUUGGUUGGUCUUUUCGAAGAUACUAAUCUUUGUGCUAUUCAUGCUAAACGUGUUACCAUCAUGCCAAAAGAUAUCCAGUUAGCCCGUCGAAUCCGUGGUGAAAGAGCAUAAAUUCUCUUGAAUUUUACAAACGGUCCUUUUAAGGGCCAUUCACAAAGUAACGGAAGUCUCUUUGUCGUCUCUUACACGUGUACUCCAUAUUCAGUUUUAACUUUUAAUCUAAAAACCAGUCUAAGAAAAAUGGUCAUAAAUUUUAUUUCUAUGAAAAUUAAAAUAUGAAAUGAAUACAUAUUGUCACACGAAACUACACGUUUACAGAUAACAUUAGGGUACUACUAAAGCAGCGCGUCCGCGCUAGCUAGUCGUGAGUGGUCGAUCCUAACCCUAACCCUAAACAUGUAUUCAUUUACACACGCGGGUUAGGAUUAGGGACAGGGUCAGGGCUAGGAUCGACCACUUACGACUAGCUAGCUCGUUCGGGACCGUACUGCUUUAGUAGUACCUAACAUUAGUACGUUGAAAUUAAUUUCUACGGGUACUUCCAACAAGUACAGGCUAACUUAUCGUUAUUAAAUUUUUGGGAAGAAAACGUUUAAUAAAGUAACUAACGAAGAAUUUUUAUGACUCUAAAGAAAUACUUGUAUUUGAACUAAACUGAUUGUAUUUCAAUUCCUUUUAACAUCCACAACAAAAAUCAAAUGUCCAAUUUUAUUUUCACUUUAUUUUGAAUAAACGCAGCUGUUACCUGUGCUCAUGGUUAUUGUCGAUUAACUUUUUAAGUAUUUUACUAGCCAUAACGUAGUUCCCUGUUGAAAGGAUAAGUAAUGGAGGAGCUAAUGCAGCUUCGCACCUCUCCUUCGUAUCCCUACGUUUUAGAUGUCGGAGAUUACGAAUAUGCAAAAAAAGGAAAUUAGGUAAAUUUUCAGAUUAACAC